Messenger RNA from Bactrocera latifrons, 5415 nucleotides. RefSeq lists its product as uncharacterized. Gene Ontology annotation, molecular function: monocarboxylic acid transmembrane transporter activity. Gene Ontology annotation, biological process: transmembrane transport; monocarboxylic acid transport. The coding region runs from base 1563 to 4397 and encodes 944 amino acids. The record is from RefSeq and is a predicted model, not a curated record. Lineage: Eukaryota; Metazoa; Arthropoda; Insecta; Diptera; Tephritidae. The transcript is spliced from 8 exons.
UAUUGAAACAGUGAAGCGCAUCAAACAGCGGCGUUACAAGAAAAAAAUUCAGCAAUUACACAAGAGUCCUUCUCGUUGGAUAUAAAAAUCGCAGAGAACUUAUCAAUAUCGUUUUUUUUAUCACUAUAUUGCAUGUUUUGCAUAAUUGCUGCAAUAAAUACAUAAUAAACCGAGAGAGCUUUGCAAAAAAUCGAUGAUUACAGGCUUUUUGCCGUUUGUGGCAAACAUUUGAAGGAAUUUUUAAAAGAGCAUUGCACAAUACAAUUAACUACAAGUAGCGCUGGGCAAAAGCGUAGUCGCAUCAAAAUAUUCAAGCAAGUAAUAGAAAUUGAUGCCUAUUUAACACGGUAAAAGCAAAUUAAUUCCAUAACGUGCCGCGCGUGGAGUGCGGCAGAAGGGAAAAUAUCGAUUUGUAACAUAAAACAUAUAUGUACGUUUGGCAGCCAGCAACAACAAAGCAUAGUGCAGCUAUACGGCAAGCGCGGAUCGGGAACUAACAGCGAAGCCUUGCUACGAGUUGUCACGAAAGGACUAAGCUAAACGGUGAAGUGAACUGGAACGACAAGCAAUUGCAAAAACAAACAAGCAAAUACAGUGAACUUUAGUGUAACUAUUAUUUAUAGUAGAGAAGGCAAUAGUUACAGCUGUUGACAGCUUGGUGAGUGGCGUAUCCAGUGCUUCCGGUAGAGCGUUGACAACGCACGGGUCAUACCGUUACUUAAAGCGAAAAAACACACUGCGGCAGAUAAAGAGUGCGGCAGUUAGAGAGUGCGGAAAUUGCAAAGCAAAACGUGAGCGUGCAAUUGAGAGCAAACCGUUACUGAGCAAGAGCGCACAACUACACUGACAGCUGAAACACUUUGAAGCGCAUCCUUAAACGAAAUAUUUCUUUUUUACUGUUAAUUAGUGUGCAUCAACUAUCCUACAAUUUACUACGACACUUUACGUGUACGCCGCUGUGACAGUACGCGCUGUCGUAUACGUAACCAAUUUGGUAACGCGCUCACCUUGACUCACAUUCACUCAUUAUAAGCAGUGGCUCUGGUACGCUGUACGUCGACUACUUGAACACAUAAAUUCUAUGCCAAAACCAGCAAAAUGUUGCCAUAAAUUGUACGCACACGGGUUAACUUGGCCAAGCGCAAGUUGCAUUUUCGCGCCGAUAUUCUUAAAUUUUUUUUAAAUUGUUACAUUUACAUACAUGCAAAUAAUUGCAAUAAAACAAAAAUAAACACCACGUACUAAAAGUAACUAAAAAUAACGUGAAAAAUCUGUGCCAAAGGCUGCGCCUAAAACCCAUUGCAACAGCAGCUGUAACAGCAACUAUAACAACAACACUAGCAGCAGAUUUACGCCGUUGCCGUUGUUGUUGCUGGUGUCGGUGUCGGCAUCGUACGCUGCUUGGUGCCGUCGCUCGCUUCGUAAGUCAAAGUAAAAAUUCCGCCGACGUUGGUCCUGUCGCAACUAUUCGCUUGCAUCAAAAAAAGCCGAUUUAAACCAAUGCAUUUAGGUUUCAAACGUGCAAAACGCCAAAACCAAAAACGUUUUUCGAUUAGUAAAAAAUGUCUUUGCCCCGAGAAUGGAAUUUUCCGAAUUCACGGGGACCGUUACACGGCACGAGUGAAUCGUACCCAACUGGUGGAGUCCAGCACCAGUCGGGAGGGUUCAUUCGCACAUCCACGGACAGCGAUGGUGACUGUGGCGUUUACAUCACCGAUCGGCAUAAUCAUCACACCGCCACCGAUAUACCACCAUCGCCGCCACCCUCACUUGUCGGCACUUCGUGUGAACUGCCGACAACGGUUGCUUGCUCUCAACCCGCCCCACCAUCAUUGCUCACCGAGUAUCAACAGUCGACUGGUUCGCUCUUCUCAGUCGUGUCGGCGCCACCGGUACCGCUCGCAGAACUUGACGUCAAACAAGUGGAUGCGCUUAAUAGCGGUGGAUUCCACAAGGUCAUGGGGAUCGCUGGAGGUGUUGGUCUGCAAGCUGGUGUCGGCAUGGGUUUAUCAACGAUGGGUGGUAGCGCACAAAAUGCGUACUCAACCACAUCAAUGGAUGCAACAGCUACCGCGGCAGUUAUGGCUGCAGGCGCCACAAUCAAUUGCCCGAUGGACGGUACGGCUACGAUUGCUGGCACCACCACACAUGGCAUACAACGUCGUCCGGCAACGUUGCCCAUUAACAUGCCAUAUUGUCCGGCACCGGUUAGCCGCACUUUGCACUCGAGCCUCUUGGAGCAUCAAAUUGCCGAAAUUGAAGAAGAGGAUAAUGAAAAUCUGUUGACUGUCUCCAGUAUUACAGCGCGUCCAUUAAUCGCCAAAUCGCGUGAGAUACGUUCGAAUCGACAGUUACAGCUGAUCGAACAAUCCGCGAAACGUGGAGCUAAACAAACGCGACGCGCUAAUCUGUCCGCACAUGCCGCCGACGGCAGGUCCGCCGAUACGGAUCAGUGUGUAGCGGGCAAGCGUACAACCUCUGCUUCAUCACGUUCCUCAGUUAAUACUGAUCCACCAGAUGGUGGUUAUGGUUGGCUAAUUGUUUUUGGCGCAUUUUCAGUGCAAUUUUGGGUUGCAGGCUUGGUUAAGUCAUAUGGCGUGCUCUAUGUGGAAAUAAUGGAAACAUUUCCCAGUUCAACGGCAACCGUUGCUUCUUGGAUACCCGCCAUACUAUCAGCACUAUGCUUAGUUUUAGCGCCAGUCUCUAGUGCACUAUGUCAGCGAUUUUCUUGCCGUUCGGUGGUUUUCGUUGGCGGUAUAUUUUGUGCGUUGGGUCUUACGCUUAGCUACUUUGCGACUAGUCUGUUACAUUUGCUCAUCACCUUUGGAGUUUUGACGGGUAUCGGUGGCGGACUGUCUACAACUCCCGGGAUCGUAAUUGUGUCACAGUAUUUUGACAAGCAUCGUGCGCUAGCAAAUGGCAUCUGUGUUUCGGGCACCGCCGCUGGUAGUUUUAUAUUACCGGUGCUUAUAAAACAUCUCGCAGAGAAAUUCGGUUUUCAUGGAACGAUUUUAAUUUUGGGCGGUUGCAUGUUUCAUGUUUGCAUCUCAGCCACACUUUACAGACCUAUAGAGGAUUACAAUAAUGAAAGUGGCAAGUUAAACGAGGAGGAGGAAGAAUCGGCGAAACCGUUGAAUGAUAUCAACCCCAGUACAACGGGUAUGCUUACUGGCUCCACAUACUUGGACACAUGUGAUGCUACGCUCAACAAUAAAUUUAUCGAACAUCUGUUUCUUGAGGAAUCAAAAAAUCGACUUAAUGAUCUAUACUCGGCCAAGCAAAGCGCAAAUGAGAAGCAAAUUGCUGUGGGCCACGAAACUGAUGAUGAUGAAGUAAAGGAUGUUAUUGGUGAGACCACAUUCAUCAAGCCAAUGAAGAAGGUGCGCAGUUCGGGUAUUAUGCAUUCUGUGGAAGAUCUCAGCACCGACUCUACUUGGGUCUAUCGUAAGAAUUCCGGUACGGAUUCAAAUCGCGGUAGUCGACGACGUCGAAACGUGUUUGCGAAUGACGAAAUCAUUUCGAAAAUACAAGCACAUCUGGAGAAACCACUUUCUCCACCGGCUGUGGUGACACGUGGCCUCAGCAAAAGCAUGGAAAUACCCACACCAGUUAGUAAUUUUACUGAUCUGAACAAACGUGGUGAGCUGCAUGAUCUCAGUGGUGCUAUAGUAGCUCAACCACCAAUAGAUGCUGGUGUCAGCGAAGACGAUGACGAUGAUGAUGACGAUGUACCACGCACCUGCUGUGGGCGCAUCGAAAUGUACUUGGACAUUAGUUUAUUGAAAGAUACCACAUUCAUAUUGAUGUGCUUGUCUGUGACAUUGAUGUCGGUCGGUUGUCCUUAUAUGCUUUAUUAUCUUCCGGCACAUGUCAUUUCAAUUGGCAACAACAAAAGUCAGGCCGGUUAUCUAGUCGCCGUGAGUGCGGUAUUGGAUUUAUGUGGACGCUUGGGACUUGGCUGGUUGUCCGAUUUGCAACUUUUCGAUCGCAAAAAAACCUACAUUUUCUGUAUACUGGGCGCCGGCAUAGCCGUACUUACAAUACCGUCUGAGGACACGCUUUAUUUGAUUGGACUCUCCGCUGCUGUUUACGGCUUCUGUUUGGGCAGUUGGUACGUGUUAAUGCCGGUUUUGUUGGCUGAUAUCUUCGGCACGGAUCGUAUUAGUUCCAGCUAUGGUUUGGUACGCAUGUUUCAGAGCAUUGGCGCAAUUUCGGUGCCACCGUUAGCUGGCUUUUUACGCGAUCUUUCUGGUAGCUACGAGAUAUGUUUCUACUGUAUGGGCGCUUGCAUGGUUUUGGGCAGCAUACCGUUACUGGUUUCGGCGCUGCUUGAAAGUCGCGAACGUGAUCCCUUCGAACAACCCGAUGAAAGUGAUGAGAACUCAACAGUAUCUUAAGCGGUUUUGGUGGAUAUUUUUUCUUGACAGCAAUUUUCUUGACUGUUUUAUGAUUUGUGUAGCACAUGGAGUUUAAAAAGUGAUGAAUGUGUCUCCCCGACCUUAUGAUAUUCACUAGUAGUUAUUGAACACUGUUUUGAUGUUGAUUUAGAUUCAAACCAAUGUGUUUUGAAAUUCCUAUUAGAAUGUGUAGCACAUAAUUUACUCAGACAAGUAGUAUAUCUAUCAAUAGUAAUUACAUAUUUACACACAUUAUGUAUUCCAAUAUAUUAGUAUAUACUAAGUUGUUGUGCUAGUAGAUCAUAGAUUUCUGAAACCUUCUCGAACUUUGUCGAAGUUUGCUAACAGAGAUCAUUUGCAUAUUAUCGUAGAUUUUAGGAUAUCUGUUACUGACUCAACUGAAGUAAAACGAAUUUAUUUUGGAAAAAUAAACCUUAAGGCAGUUCACUCAGAAUCGUAAAUAACCAUAACCAUAAACUACUUCUGUUCGAUAACUGCUUUUUCUUUUUGCUUUCAAGGUAUAAAAAUUCAUACUAAAAUAAAAAAAAUUCAAAUUAACACAUUACCUGUUUCUGAGUACAGCGAGAAUGUUUUAAAAUUCAAAAACAUAGGCGCAAUAUGAAGAAGCAUAUUUCUAAGCACGAGUAGCAAAGAGAGUGGAGUGUUUGGCGCCUCACAGUUUCCACUGUCGUUAAAUAUAUUUGGAAAUAUUUGGGUUGAGUUGUGCAUUCUUUUGUAACUCGCCUAUAAAAACAAGUCUAAAAUGAUUUUAUAUAUAUUAUAUUUGUAUUCUAUUCGGUCGUUCACUAAGUAAUUUCGUUAUUUCAUUUUAAAUAUUUCUUUAAUAUAAUAUUAUCUUUUCAUUAAAUACCUUUUGCCAUCUUUCGGACAAGAAACUUAAAAAUUUGUUGCAAAAAAAAAAAUGUCCAAAUCGUUUUUGUCGUCCGGAUUUGAAGCGAAUCUUUUUCAAUCCAAACAAGAAAAAACGUUAACUUCGGUUGCACCGAAGCCAAAUACC